CCUUUGUGCCUGGAUGCAGCAGCAGCAGCGGGCAGGGCACAGCGGCGGCUCCGUCCCACCGCCACCGGUGCGGCAUCGCCCGCACCUCUCCUGCGCUGCUCGCUGGGAUCCGGCUGGGAGGAUGGGACGCGCACAGGCGCUCUCCUUGUUACCCCGCUGCCCUCCCACCACCUUUUUUAUCCGGUGUUUUAGCUGUAUUUUGCGCCCAGCCCGGGUUUUCUAUUCCAAAUAAAGAGCCCCGCAGCAGCCGCGCCGUGGAAGCCUCUCCCUGCCUGAGAUUGCGGGCUCAGCGCGUCCGGCCGGCCUCCGCGGGGCUCCCGCUGCUCCGCCCCGGUACCGGCUCCGCCCCGGCGCGGAACAGGACGCGGCACAUCCGCUUCCCGCGGCGGCCCGGCCCGGUGGAAGGUGAGAGCCGGGGGCGGAGGACUCGGGAGCACGGGGCGGGGGGAACCCCUGAGCCCCCGUCCCCGCCGCAGGGCGGUAUGAGCGCGGCCAAGCCCAAGCGCAUCAAGUUCUCGGACGAGGAGAAAUUCCUCAUCCUGGAGGAGUUCAGCCUCCGCAAGGACAUCCUCAUCCCCAAGAGCGGCCGCUACCGCAACACGCAGGACCGGCAACGCGCGUGGGAGGAGAUCGCGGCCGCCGUCAACGCGCUGAGCCCGGUGGUGCGGCGGACGGCCGAGGAGAUCCGCAAGAAGUGGCAUAACAUGGUGCUGGACGCGCGCCGGGAGCUGGCGGCCGACAAACACCCGCUACUCCGCCAGCGGCCCCAGGAGCGGCUCUUCCAUCACAUCUUCGCCCUCUUCAACAAGCCCGGCCCUCCGCCCGCCCUGUCUUUCGGGCUGCCCGCGGCCGCCCCCGAGCCGCUGCCGCGCGGCCCCGCUCCAGAACGCUUCCCCGGCCCCGAGGAGCGGCCGCUGCCCGGCGCGGAGAGCAGGCUGCAGCCCGCCCCAGGACCGGCCGCCCCCCGGGCCGCCCAGCCGCAAGGCGCAGCCCCCGGACCUCCGCCUGGCAACCCCGAGCCGCCCCGCGUUAAGUGCCCGCCGAGCCCCGCGCUGGCGUGGCCGUGCCUCGAGGCCAUGGCGAGUCCCGCAUCGCUGGGAACGGGCAGCCCCGGGCCCCCGCACGACAACGGUGGCACAGCGGCCUCCGAGGAGCUGUCAGAAAAGCAGAGGCGGCUGCAUACUGAGAUCCUGGAGCUGCAGAAGGAGACCCUGCAACUGCAGAAGGAGAAGAUCGUGCUGGAAAAGGAGAAGCUCCUCCUGGAAAUCCUGAAGCUGCGCAGGGAGUUGGGCACGUGAGGGGCUGCGGGGUGAUGCCAGGAGCCCUGUGCUGCUGCUCCUGGGGAUAUUGAACAUUUUGGGACUUGCCGGGUGCCCACACGGACUGCUGGGUGCUGUGGUGCAUGGGGCUGAAUAAAGUGAGCCAUGUGGGAUGUGGGUAUGGUGCUGUAUGGCUGAGGUGGGGGCCUCAGCUGAAGCCACCUGAGGGUGGCAGGGGGGGACAAGCAGGCACUGGGGACAGCGAUGUUGGUGCCAUAUGAUGAUAAAAUUGUUAAGAUUUGAGAAGACCUCUGUUAUCAUUGAAUCCAACCAUUGAUCCGUUGCUACCAUGCCCAAUAAACCACAUCCCCCAGUGUCACACCUCCAUCGAUGGUGACACCAUCACUUCCCAGCCUGUUCCAAUGCUUUGCUGCUCUUUCAGAG
This is a messenger RNA of Lagopus muta (rock ptarmigan), 1703 nucleotides long. RefSeq names its product myb-related transcription factor, partner of profilin-like. The record is from RefSeq and is a predicted model, not a curated record. NCBI's taxonomy places the organism in Eukaryota, Metazoa, Chordata, Aves, Galliformes, Phasianidae. Bases 483 to 1298 code for a protein of 271 amino acids. Gene Ontology annotation, cellular component: nucleus. The transcript has 2 exons.